CGGCAGUACUUUCCUCACGCUGUCACAGCAGAUGGCACUGAUGAUCAGUACCCAGCAGCGCUGCCCAUCAGUGCCACCCACUAGUGCCCAUCAAUUCCCAGCAGUGCCACCCAGACGUGCCCAGCAUUGCCACCCAUCAGUGCUGCCCAGCAGUGCCACCAGUCAGAGCUGCCCAUCAGUGCCGCCUGCCAGUGCCCAUCAGUGCCGCCUGCCAGUGUCCAUCAUUGCUGCAUAUCAGUGCAGCAUCAUCAGUGCCUUUUCCUCAAUGCCCACCAGUGCUGCCUCAUCAGUGCCACCUCAUCAGUUCAGCCUAUCAGUGCCCAUCAGUGCUGCCUAUCUGUGCCACCUCCUCAGUGCCCAUCAAUGCUGCAUAUCAAUG
Molecule: messenger RNA, 379 nt
Organism: Staurois parvus
Lineage: Eukaryota; Metazoa; Chordata; Amphibia; Anura; Ranidae
Source: the annotation of a GenBank genome assembly